This is a messenger RNA of Amoebophrya sp. A25, 4513 nucleotides long. The record is from the annotation of a GenBank genome assembly. NCBI's taxonomy places the organism in Eukaryota, Dinophyceae, Syndiniales, Amoebophryaceae.
CAGAAUUUAGGACUGCAAUUCAAUGGUCUUGUUCACUGUAGCAGGUAUCGGACACAUACUGAAAUACUAAAAUAAGGUUAAAGUUUGCUGAAAUUUGUUAUUUCUCAAUUUAGUUGAGUACUACUUCUUGUCUUCUGCGUGCUGUACCUGUAGCCAAAGUGCUUUGUUUCAUCGCCGUCGCACUUAGCGUCCAGGCUGAAGCGAGAAGCCCUCGAAUCUUGAAUCCCAUCUACCGUGAAUAAGAUUAAGAAAAGAUGUCUUCCCUUGAAGCAGGUUCGCCUUGGCUGUUCUUUAGGCAUACCUAUCCAGCUCGUUUUCGGCUCUUCUCUGCGCUUGCCGCUCUGUUGAAUGGUGCAUUGGCGGCAAUUCCAACUACAUUUAAGAGUAGGUUAAAGGUGCUAUUCUUACCCCUUUUUAUGCCUCUCUCCUAAGGGAGUGGGAGAAAGGCAUAAACAGCGGGGUAAGCGAGCACCAAAAACCUACCUCUAAUACAUCUAGUGCAAGUACUAGCAGCACUUCUUCGUGUAAUUAUCAAGUAGAAUUACAACAGGCCGCUGCGUCGUCAUCCGAUGAGAGGGCGCCGUCCAGAUCUGGGGGCUCAACCUCUUUGGGAGCAUCAGUUUUUAGGCGCCUGGGGGAAGGAGCAAAGGUGGAAAAACAUUCUGAAAGACAUCCAAUAUCCGACGAAACUCAUGCAGCAGAACAGGCCAGUCCUCACGGAGCAGCUUCAUCAAGUGGAAGCUCUACCACUUUUUUUGAUGCAGAAGGGGGGCAAUUGAGCCCGCUGGCAGCAACAACGUCACCACAAAGUCGUGGUGAUCGUAGUACGCAUCUCGGAUUCUUGUUCCCUAAAAUUAGUGGAGAGUUCGGAUUGCCAAAGUCUCCUCAUACUUCACAUGCAACAAGUCCAACGUAUUUACACCUUCAGGAAGACGCAGGUGGCGGCGCCCCACCUCUACUGCCGUCAUCUACUGCAGAAGUAGGUUUAGACGACGUGUUCAGUAGCGGAAGAGGAUCGGCAUAUUCAGGAUCUUCGCAGUCGUCAACGCCGAUGGAGUCAACAACCACUAAGAUCAAUCUUGGAAACAAGCCUCAUUAUGCUAGUUUCAUAGAGGACACCAGGGAUCAACAUGUUCGAGAAGACCACCAAGAACGACAACAUAUAGAAAAAGAACCUGUUCCGAGAACAGGAGGAUCAACAAAGAUACAGUAUUAUCAGGUGAAAGUAUCUUCAUUGUCAGGAGAUGGGGAAAAGUCCUUUGUUGUAAGAGACGUGGCUGAUUUGGAGAUCCUCGUGAAACGAAACCUGUAUCCGACUAUACCACCAGAGGACAUUGCGUUAAAGUUUGUGGAGUUAGGCACGGGCCCGACAAAUAUCGGGGAGGGACAAAACCUCCCUCUCUCUUCUGAUCAUCCCGACUUCCGCAUCUACGAAGGCCAAUCUUUGUCUGUGGUACGACUUCCAGGUGCUUCUUCUGCAAGUAGUGCGGGUGGACUUGAAGGGCGUCUAAACAGCGCAGAUUUCGACUACUCACAAGAUCCUAGCGCACGAUGGCUGUCACUCCCUAUUCCGUAUCCACAUGGGGAACUUCAUGUGCACAAAAUCAUCGUACGAAAAGUUGGGCUCGACGCAGGGAACAUGAAUAACCCUAAUCCUGCAGGUCGUGCAGAAAAUAACGGACUUCAAGGAACUACUACAACUGGUGUUGUACGGUUACGACAUCUUACACCUCCCAGACGAGUAGCCGUACCAGGACCAUUGAGAAUACAUCAACCAGUAGGCGCCGCUCAGCGUCCCCUUCCAUCCGUUUUAGAACCUGUAGUUGAAGACGGAGCUGGGGAAGAUCAAGAUCAUCCAGACCAAGAUCAUAGAGGUAGAGCAGGAGCUGGCAAUGGCAAUGAUCUUCCCACACAAGAACAUGAUCAACGUCAACAUGUAACAAGAUUCAUACAAGAUCUAUGACAGGAGAAAGGAAAAAGUGUAAACAUACUCACAUAGUAAUAUAGAAGAUGGUGUAUAGUGUUAAUCCAUACUUCUUCCGACCAUUAACUUCGAGUAUGAUCUACUCAGAAAAUUGGCUGCCUUCCCACGUACUAACUGGGCGGCCAUUGGAUCCUCUAGCUAAUUCCUGGAGUCCCAUGAGUACACUUUUUCUUUUCAUAAUAUCCACGUCCAGAAGGGGAACGUCCACUUGCACCAGAUCAACAUCCAGGCGCGGUUAAUAGAGGCUUUCAUGACCUACAAGAACAGCUCCCAACUUCUGAGAAUCGCCCAGCGCGAAUCGAGAUUGAAAACUUCGACAGAAAAGCCGUACGCGUAGCAGAUCUCUACGAAUUAGGCAGGUACUUUCGAGGCCGCCAUACACACCCUAUUCUUACGGAGCAAGUUGUGCAUGGUUGUUGGUCUCGUCAGGGUAAAAAUGUGGUGGGCACAUUAAAAAUGGAUUUUUUUUCACUCCUGGUGUCUGAGGUUGAGGAGAAAUAACAAUAUAAAUGAGAAGAUGAUAGAUUGUCAUAAUAUAUAUCUACAUCUACUUCGUUUAACAUUAUUAUAGUCGAUCUACGUUCACCGGCUCUACCUCCCGACUUGUUCUAUAAUUGAACUAGUUCAAUAGUUUAUACCCCAAGAGUGGGCACACUACUACCACUACUACUAAGAACGAAGCCUCUUAACAAGGCUUAAAUAAUCCUUAACGUCUAACUCUUGCUUCGGGAAACCGGAUGCGCUUCGUCCGUCCGUUCUCUACCAAGGGAUGGGAUGCCGAUUGGCGUAUGUCGUUGACACGCGAGAGCUCGGGACUCAUGAGAACGGGUGGUCGCUGGCUCAGCUUGAUCAUAUGGCAAACUCUGAGUAAUUUUGCUUCACCAACGGCCAGUAAGGGUCAUCUUUGAAGCACCUGACUAUGACUAAGGUGAAUCCAUUGUACACUCACCAUCUCUGUUUUAGCCACGAGCUCUUUCUUGGAAUAAGCUAAAAGAUUAAGAUGAAGAUGUUUUAAAAGAGGGAGUAUUCUUGGUACGACGUCUACGUCUAAUCAUUGCAUUUGUAAAACAAAGGCAAAUGCUGCUCUUAGGUAGUCUUGCAGGAACUGCGACAGGGACACACAUGACAAGGCAAGUUUCAAUUUGUAGACUUGAUUCGUGAGGAAUAUAGAUUUGAUUCGUAAGGAGUAGGAGGCAGCACAUGCCGAUCAUACGACUCAGAUUGAUUGCAUUUUCUUCAAUUUUACUAGUGCUGAUAUAUCUUCAAAAAAAGUUCGACAAAUAUUUAUCCUGAUCGCCUUAUUUUGUUGUAUUUGUAGUUAUUGUUGUCCCACCCUAUCUCUCUAAUUUCAGAUUCAGCAUUGUCAGACAAGGGGACGGCUUUGACAGAGGGGAUGACCAAGACGAUUCCGAUUGUGAGGUCUUCUUCUACAACCCGCGUGAAGCCAUGGCUGAGAAUACCGUGCCAAGUCUUUACUUAUGAAGUGUUUUCACGUUACGCGAGAUCAUACACUUAUCAUGCAGAGGCAGGGUUAAGUAGAUGAAUACAACAAGUACUUUAUCAAGUAGUGCCUUUGCUCCUGUUCAUCAUACAAUCGAAUUUGUGACUGAAAAACAAGUGCCUCCUAGUUUCACAUGAAAUAGUUGUGAGCGCCGCCAACUCCAGUGCUCAUAUUAACCCUACUUACUCGAAAACUGAAAAUAGACGAGUGUCAAAUGCAAUAACCGAGUAUCAUCUGAGAUUGUUAUCUAGAAGAUUACUCCCUUAUUAUACAAAGCACCCAGUUUAAAAGUGUGAGCAGCAGCUCUCUUGCAGUAGUUGCACUUCUAAUCUCCAUGCCCGUGAUACUAACCGGAGCAGAGGGAAGGGGGGACGAGCGAUUUGUGAUCGGGCCAUUCUACGACGAAUCUUAUCAUUUCGAUGCUGCGUUUGAAGACAUCUUUCUACACUAGGGAUUAACUCAUGGGAAUUGGUAGAUAAUGUAGAGACCAUUUUCAAGGGGCGAAGGUUCUACGAUGCGUCUCAGCGUGAAUCAUGUCUCUUAGUUCUAAUAUCGAGUAAAUCCAGAUGUUCAUGCCGUGCUUGGUCUAAUUACAAGGUUCGUGUCCUCGUCUGGAGAAGGCUGCUCUAUUCUGAAGGUACCUCUACACCGAGUGGCCUCAUAGAUGCGAAACGCUAUACAAGAGGCGCCAUGACAUGACAGCAGCGAGCUUUUCUUUGAUUUCAUACAUCCGCUGAUAGAACUAGGGAAUAAAGUUACUAAAGCGUAAUGCAAUUCCUUACAUUCACUCAAAGAACGCAAACAACAACACAGACAUGAGAAAGGGAAUAAAGAUCCUCAACAUGAGAAUGAGCAUCACUUGAGAUAUCGUAGUACAACUUUAGCAAAAGAGUUCUUCUUCUUUUUCUUACAGGAGUCAGAAGUCCUUCUUUCUAUGAUUUUGCAGUCAUCUAGAGAAAAAAAAUGCUCUAGUGCCCCAUCCGACGAAUGUGCUUGCUUCAGUAUCAGUUUCUGUUACUACAAUAGAA